AUGGCAUCAAGCUUCUCGGCCCUCGGAAGCCGGGGUGUCGAUGUGACCCAACCCCUUCCUAGCUGCGGGUGGCUGACUACGUGCCUCGAAGGAUGCCCCCGCUGGAAUGGCCUCAUUAGCGCGAAAACAUACCUCGACUUGGCCCCAGAGGCCAACCUGAUCAUUAUUGACCAGAGCACCUCGUUUGGCGGCGUCUGGGGUGCUGACAAGAUCUAUCCGAGCUUGUACGCUCAAAUCAAGUUUGGCCAGUUCGAAUAUUCUUUCUACCCUAUGCGCCGCGAGGGCAUCACCAACGACGGCUACAUCUCGGGCGAAACCAUCCAUCGAUAUCUCACGGACUUCGCCCACGACUUCCACCUCGCAGAGCGAACACGGUUCAACACGUCCGUCAAUAAUGUCAGUCGCCUGCCAAACGGCCGAGGUUGGAAACUAGAGGUGGAAGGCGAAGGGAAUAAGGUGGUGGAAUGUGGAAAGCUGAUCUAUGCCUCGGGGGCCACUUCGCACGCCGUUAUCCCCAAGUGGCCCAAGUCCAACUUUGACGCGCCCAUCAUCCACUCCCAGGAAACGGGGACACACCUGGGUGCUCUAGCCAAAGUGAAACGUGUAACCGUGCUUGGGGGUGCCAAAUCCGCCUUCGACACCGUCUUUUUCCUCUUGGACGCAGGAAACCACGUCGACUGGGUGAUCCGGCCCGAUGAGUCCGGAUCAGGGCCCGUGGCACUCAUGCCGCCAACUAUUUUUGGCCUUGUGAAUAGCAUGGACGUGAUCGCAACGAGGUUUAUGGCCACGAUUGGUGCGAGCAUCAUGGCCACCGAAGGUCCGGGCUACCGUUUCUUCCACCAGACACGCUUGGGGAGGGUGCUGGGGCGGCAGUUCUGGAAGAUAGUCAACAGCAUCGCCGAAAGGCACUCUGGAUACAGCAAGACGCCAAACGCCGAAAAGCUCAGGCCGCUUCCACAUGGUAACGGAAUCUUCUGGGCCAACGCAGGUCUCGGAGCCGCGAGUGUACCCAACUUCUGGAAGGUAUUCCACGCCGGGGACUGCACCGUCCACCGGACCGGCAUCGAGUCGUUCACCGACAACAAAGUCCAUCUCUCAGACGGCACCCAAGUCUCGACCGACUACGUGGUCCUCUGCACCGGCUUCGACAAGUCAUACCAGCCAUUCAGCCGCGAGCUGCAACGAACGUUCGGCCUCACCAACGACCUAGACCCCGCAGACCAGGAGAGAUGGGCCAAGGCCGAAGCGCGCGCCGAAGUCGCCGUGGACAACAAGCUGCCCACUCUCCGGAAUCCUCCCCUCAGCUCAGGCCAGGUCGAGAGCAGCGUCCACCGCGAGGCUGGCAGCAACCACGGCCCCAGCCGCCACUACCGGCGUCUGAUCGUGCCGGGCAUGGCCGCCGAGGGCGACCGCUCCAUUGUGUUCCCGGGCUUCAUCCACUCCAUCUACACUCCCAUGGUGUCCGAGGUGCAGGCCCUGUGGGGUUCCGCUUUUCUCCUUGGUCUGCUGGACCCGCCCGACCAGGCCGAGAUGGAGCGGGAGGUGGCCGAGUGGAACGUCUGGUCCCGCAAGCGAUAUCCUGCCCAGGGAAGGAAGCACGCUUAUGCUAUCUUCGAUUUCCUGUCCUACAUCGACACCCUGCUCAAAGACCUCGGCAUCAACACCAGACGCAAGCAGAAUGUGUUGGCCAACCUCUUUGUGCCCACCUACCCGAGAGACUUCCACAACCUGCUCGAGGAAUUCAAGCAAGCGCAGGAGAAGACGAAGUUGCAGCAAUCAGGUAUGGCUCUUGAAGCAGCCUGUGAUAUCAUAUGA
This is a messenger RNA of Chaetomium fimeti, 1815 nucleotides long. RefSeq lists its product as uncharacterized. The transcript is spliced from 5 exons. The coding region runs from base 1 to 1815 and encodes 604 amino acids. NCBI's taxonomy places the organism in Eukaryota, Fungi, Ascomycota, Sordariomycetes, Sordariales, Chaetomiaceae. The record is from RefSeq and is a predicted model, not a curated record.